UUGUUCGAUUAGUGAUAAGACAAGUCAAAGUGAUCAUCCAUCCACUUUACUAAAAAAGUUUAUUUCCGGAACGAACCGGAGUUACAAAGAGUGUGUUCCAAAAACAUGUCUUCCUUUAUUUCCGAAAAUGUUGCGGCUGAGAAAGUUGACGCCAUGAGGAGGUUCGAGAGAACAAGAAACUUGUGGAAGUUUCUUCCAGUGAUUGAAGCUCUUGUCGCCGUGUUACUUCUUGUCUCUUGGUUGUCUCCGUCUCUUUCCGUCGGUGAAUAUCUCCGGCGGAUUAUUUCCGGUGGUUUGAGCGGCGGAAUAUUCAUAUUCGUCGUCGUGAACGUUCUCAUCGGCAUAAUUUUCUCCUUAUCUAACCACCACCAAAAAGUAACCGAACCUGAUCUGUACUUUCAGUACGUUUCUUCCUCCGCAACUACCACUACUCUCGGGGGUUUCUCCUCCGCCACUACUCCUCCGGGAGGUUGUUCUUCCUCCUCCGUCGUAGUCUCUGAAUGCCCGGCGUCUGAUAAUGAAGAAAAAACAUCAGGUAUAAUAACGUCAGGGACGAACAUAACCUCCGUUACACUAACUGCCGAAGAGGCUCGACCGAUGAAGCGAGAGAUGGUCCGGGCAAUCAGUUCCGUGGCGGAGACAGCUCAUGCUGUGAGAAGGAAGCAUGAUAUGACGUUUCUACCCCCAGUGGCAACUGAGAGUACUAGUGAUCAUCAGGUUUACAGGAGGUCGAGAUCGGAGAGGCUUGACGUGCGAGGAGAUUUUAGUCGGAGCAUGAGACGGUUGUGCGAGAUCGAUGAUCUGAGCAGUGAUGAGUUUAGAUCGACGGUGGAGACGUUUAUAGCAGGGAAGAAGAAGAUGCUGUUGAAGGAAUGGAUGAAGCCUUGAAAUAUUAUUAAGAAGACGGUUUUUACUAGGCUUUUUUAACCUUCAUUUUGGAUACAUAUAUAGUGAGUGAGUGAGUGUCAUGUCUACGAAAAUCAUAUAUAGCAUUGCCCUAUAAGAUUGAGAACUUUCUCGUUCGUUUCACUAGCUUCAUCACUUCCUUGG
Eruca vesicaria subsp. sativa (arugula) is the source of this 1050-nucleotide messenger RNA. Lineage: Eukaryota; Viridiplantae; Streptophyta; Magnoliopsida; Brassicales; Brassicaceae. The record is from the annotation of a GenBank genome assembly.